This is a messenger RNA of Thamnophis elegans (Western terrestrial garter snake), 693 nucleotides long. RefSeq names its product homeobox protein Hox-B5-like. NCBI's taxonomy places the organism in Eukaryota, Metazoa, Chordata, Lepidosauria, Squamata, Natricidae. The record is from RefSeq and is a predicted model, not a curated record.
AUGAGUUAUUACUUUGUACAUUCAUUCUCAGGACGCUACCCUAAUGCCCCAGACUAUCAGCUGUUAAAUUAUGGGACGGGCAGAUCCAUGGAUGGAUCCUAUAGAGAUCCAGGCAACAUGCAUGCCGGCUCUUACAGGGGAUACAAAUACAAUGGAAUGGAUCUGAGCAUCAGCAGAUCAGCCACCACCACCUCCUCCUCCUCCUCCAGCCAAUUUGGAGCGGUUGGCAAGAGCUCUCGUGUCUUUUCUGCCCAGGCAGCGCUCGAAAGCAGGUUAAGAGAGGCGUUCAGCUGCUCCUUGUCCUGUCCCGAAUCCCUCCCUUGCACAAGCAGCACCAGUAGUGGCGGUGUCAACGAAAGCCAUGGAGGCAAGACAGCCGGGUCCCCAUGCCAACCAGUAGCUUCUGUCGGCGCAGUUAGCGUCACCGCGUUUGCUGAAAUAGACGAAACCAGUGCGUCCUCGCGAACCGAAGAGAGAGAGGAAAGCAAAUGUGUUAUGCCUGAAGGACACACCUGCAUUAGUUUUGAAAUGAGAGUGGCAGAGUUUUAUUGUGAUAGUGAUGAUGCCAAGCAGGAGUUCCAGAUUAUUGUACUGUACUAUUCUCAGUGCAUCCUAGCAGCUCAUAAAGAUAUACUGGCCAUUGUUGCAAGAUCAUCUUCAAGCUGUCAUGGAACACUGCCAGAAGGUGCUUAG